CAAUGCAAUGUCAUUUUUUGUCUCACCAUACCCAUAUUACCUCAAAGGGACAGUCGGUAACUUCAACAUAUCACCGGUUUUCAUUUGAUAUCUCCAGCAAGUGCUAGUCCGGGUGUUUUUGCGGUGUCUGGCGGCUUGCCUGGUGGUGUUCAGGGCGCAGGUUUGUUUGCGCAUCCCAGCCAACAAAUACCCCCCCAGAAUGGACCCAGAGUAUGAACGUCGCCUCCUCAGACAGAUCAACAUUCACAAUGACAACUCCAGUCCAAUUAAGAUGACAGAGGUUGUGCGAGGUUUGACACCCACCAGCUCCCCGCUGUCCUCCCCUAGUAAACAUGGAGACCGAUUCAUCCCAACCAGAGCGGGGGCCAACUGGAAUAUCAACUUCCACAGAAUAAAUGAAAAUGAGAAGUCACCAAGUCAGAACAGAAAAACAAAGGAUGCCUCCUCUGACAACAGCAAAGUGGAUGGGCUGGCCUACUCCGCCUUGCUAAAGAAUGAGCUGCUGGGCGCAGGCAUCGAGAAGGUGCAGGACCCACAAACAGAGGACAGGCGACUGCAGCCCUCUACCCCUGAAAAGAGGAGCCUCUUUACUUACUCUCUUUGUGCCAAGAGGUCUUCGCCAGAUGACGGCAAUGCCAUCUCUCCCUACUCUCUAUCUCCUGUCAGCAGCAAGAGUCAGAAAUUGCUGCGUUCACCUCGGAAGCCAACUCGUAAGAUCUCCAAGAUCCCCUUUAAGGUUCUGGAUGCUCCAGAGCUUCAGGAUGACUUUUACCUCAAUUUGGUGGACUGGUCCUCCCUCAACGUGCUCAGUGUUGGACUGGGUACCUGUGUUUACCUCUGGAGUGCCUGUACCAGCCAGGUAACAAGACUGUGUGAUUUAUCAGUGGAGGGAGACUCAGUCACAUCUGUUGGCUGGUCAGAAAGGGGCAACCUGGUUGCAGUGGGGACGCACAAAGGCUACGUACAGAUCUGGGACGCUGGUGCUGGGAAGAAACUCUUUGCUCUGGAGGGGCACACAGCCAGAGUUGGAGCUCUAGCAUGGAAUGCAGACCAGCUGUCUUCUGGCAGCCGCGACCGUAUGAUUCUGCAGAGAGACGUGCGGACGCCUCCGCUGCAGUCAGAGAGACGGCUGCAGGGACACAGGCAGGAAGUGUGCGGCCUGAAGUGGAGCACUGACCAUCAGCUGCUGGCCUCUGGAGGCAAUGACAACAAGCUACUGGUGUGGAACCACUCUGCGCUGAGCCCGGUGCAGACAUACACAGACCACCUGGCUGCCGUCAAGGCCAUUGCCUGGUCGCCCCAUCAGCACGGCCUGCUGGCAUCCGGGGGUGGCACUGCUGACCGCUGCAUUCGUUUCUGGAACACCCUGACCUCACAGCCUCUGCAGUGCAUGGACACGGGCUCUCAGGUCUGCAACCUGGCCUGGUCCAAGCAUGCUAACGAGCUGGUAAGCACCCAUGGCUAUUCUCAGAACCAGAUCCUGGUGUGGAAAUAUCCAGCCCUCACUCAGGUGGCCAAGCUCACAGGACACUCCUACAGAGUUCUCUACCUGGCUAUGUCUCCUGAUGGUGAGGCGAUCGUCACUGGGGCCGGAGAUGAGACCCUACGCUUCUGGAACGUAUUCAGUAAAACACGGUCAACAAAGGAAUCUGUAUCCGUUUUAAAUCUCUUUACCAGGAUACGGUAACUUUGAACAAGUAAAAGACUCUAACAGUGGGCACUACUGACCAAGUAGGUGCCAGCAUCAGCAUUGGACGGCUCAAUCAUCAAAAUGGUGCUAAAGACAUACAAUCAAAGAAAUCUCCUGACAUUUUUUAAAUAAAAUGGCAGCGAGAACAACCACUCAGCAAGUUUACUUUUUCAUGCUAACAACAAACUUUUUGGGGGAUUAUUUUUGACUUGUGUGGCCUUGUUUAUGAAUGUAUUUCAUUUUUUUUUAUUAUUUUCAAAUGUAUGUGUGGACUGAUUUCCAUUUGCUUUUUCAUUUUUGUAUACACUAUAUAUAAGAAAUCAUAAGCCUUACUUAAAUUAUAUUAUAAUACCAUUUUCAUUAUUGUGGGUUUUGAAAUGUGGAGCUGGCAUUUUACUUUUUGUUACACUCAGGUCUAAGUUAUUUGUAACAUGAUAAAACAGGGCAAGAAUGAAUAUAAUUGCCAAUUAUCAUGGACUUAACAUAUUCUUAAAAAAAAUGCCAUUACAUACCAGUAAUCAAAGUUCUCCACUGUACGUGCAGCAUGUUUACUGUAACCUUUAGAAGACUACACUGAGUGUAGGUCGGCUCAAGUAACGCACUAUAUUGUGCUCCUGCGGACAGACAUGGUCUAAUGCUGUGCAUAUAGACAUCCACUACAUGGUUGAUUCUAUGUAGGAAAAUAAUUAAAGGUGUUGGAACUGA
This is a messenger RNA of Myripristis murdjan (pinecone soldierfish), 2395 nucleotides long. RefSeq names its product fizzy/cell division cycle 20 related 1a (gene fzr1a). The record is from RefSeq and is a predicted model, not a curated record. The transcript has 14 exons. NCBI's taxonomy places the organism in Eukaryota, Metazoa, Chordata, Actinopteri, Holocentriformes, Holocentridae. Bases 200 to 1687 code for a protein of 495 amino acids. Gene Ontology annotation, cellular component: anaphase-promoting complex. Gene Ontology annotation, molecular function: anaphase-promoting complex binding; protein binding; ubiquitin ligase activator activity. Gene Ontology annotation, biological process: positive regulation of ubiquitin protein ligase activity; anaphase-promoting complex-dependent catabolic process; positive regulation of anaphase-promoting complex-dependent catabolic process.